Trichoplusia ni (cabbage looper) is the source of this 900-nucleotide messenger RNA. RefSeq lists its product as uncharacterized. Lineage: Eukaryota; Metazoa; Arthropoda; Insecta; Lepidoptera; Noctuidae. The record is from RefSeq and is a predicted model, not a curated record. The coding region runs from base 73 to 468 and encodes 131 amino acids. The transcript has 3 exons.
GUUAUUUAAGUAUUUAGAAUUAUUAUAGUUGUCUAGUACUCAUAAUACAAGCUUUGCUUAGUUUGCGACUAGAUGGCGUCGAAAGAUGUGGAAUAUAAAAUAGAAUGUGUCCCCGUAGGCGUGGCGGCCGGCUCAUCGGAGUCAGAGUCCAGUGACGACGAGUCACCGAUUGUGAACAACAAAAAAAAGUCCCCUCGCAGCGGUCGCUCGCCGCGCCAGCCGCCGUCCGCCUCCAGCGACAGCGAACACGACGCGCGCUCAGACAAGGACGCCCCCGGUCAGCGUCGCUCGCUGCGCUACUCGGACGUGACGCGCCAGUUCGCGGCCCGGCGGCGCGGCGUCACGUCCGCCACGUCCGACACGUCCGGGACGCCGCGCCCGGCCGCGCGUCCCGGACGCCCCUCCCGCACCAGCUGCACCUAUAAGGAGGCCUCCGACUCGUCCGACGACUUCGCCCCAAGAAACUGACGCGAUCCCGCAAACUAUACAAUCCGAACGCUAAGCUUUAGCACAACCUGCAGGUUACUGUGCGGGCACUGCAGUGUCAGGGACGGCGUGUGUUUGACGAUCGAAUACAGACUUUAAAACUGUUCGUAUUAAUUGUAUAUUUGUUUGACGUAGUACUUGACGCACAUUUGUGAACUUUCUGUGGAUAGUUUUUGAGUCAGUUUUUGAUUAUUCAGAGAUCUGCUGCUCCGCCACCUGACACUGCAGUGUACUGCGAUGCUGAGUCAUUGAUGUGGCCCCUUGUGUUCAGUAGCGAGAGAGCUUCCAAAUCAUAUUAUGUUGUAUCAGAAUUGUUAAUAUUGUAUUAGCUAUGGUGCGGCAUGGCAACACUGUUCAGAAAAUGAUUAUGAGUAUAUUUUUUAAAUAAAGACUCGUCUGAGUAACUUGUUCUAU